GUCUGCGCAGGUCUCGCUUGUCUCAAACAAGCCUGUUGAUCGAAAUUGCGCAGGUCUCGCUUGUCUCAAACAAGCCUAUUGAUGUGACCAGCAUCCAGCCCAGUCACGUGAAACGCGUGGAGGCUUUCUAUUUGCUUAGAGUUUUUGCAACCUUUAGUUGCCAGGUAACACUGCACAGUGGCAUUUCAGGAAUUGUAGUUCAAAUAAGGUCGCCUCCUCCUUACUGAUCACACAUGGUCUGAGAGAAGAAACUACGUAUCCCAGAAUGCACGACUUGAGGAAGUGCCCUCCCAUUUUGAGCACAUGACUUGUGGUACUCCAGUGAGCCACAACAACAGUAAUAUUUGUUCGACUAAUGGGUUGUCUGGCUAGUAUUUCAUAUUCUAUCGUUUGCUUGUUAUUUAAAAAAUGAAGCUGCCAUGUUUAGUUGUUGCACUGUGCUUCGGAGUAGGUGUAAUGGCCGGGAAAUACUCACGCGACGUGAACGAGCCCAAGUCUAGUGAUGGGCAGAAGCUGGAAUUUAGGAUAGCUAAAUUGGACCAGGUGUGGAACAAGGCUAACAGGAUGCAGCUCUCUCCCGUGCGGCAGUCCGAGCUGCACAGUGAUCUGAAGAUCCAGGAGAAAGAUGAGUUGCAGUGGAAGAAGCUGAAGGUGGAGGGGCUGGAUGAAAACGGAGAGAAAGAGGCCCAGCUCCGACGUAACUUUAAUGGUGAGACAGCUCAUUGAAGUAAAAAGCAUUUCA
Molecule: messenger RNA, 742 nt
Organism: Notothenia coriiceps (black rockcod)
Lineage: Eukaryota; Metazoa; Chordata; Actinopteri; Perciformes; Nototheniidae
Product: alpha-2-macroglobulin receptor-associated protein-like
Exons: 2
Coding region: 409-726 (105 amino acids)
Biological process (GO): negative regulation of very-low-density lipoprotein particle clearance; negative regulation of receptor internalization
Cellular component (GO): rough endoplasmic reticulum lumen; endomembrane system; cis-Golgi network
Molecular function (GO): low-density lipoprotein particle receptor binding; receptor antagonist activity; very-low-density lipoprotein particle receptor binding
Source: RefSeq, a predicted model, not a curated record